AAGUGCUUUGUUUCCAUCUCCCCCUCCUUGAUGGUGUGGCGCUUGGAGCCGAGAGGGCCAGGGGGAGGAGAGGCAGGGGGGAGUGUGGAGCUAGAGGACGGCAGGAGGAGAUCCUUCACAGGGUGUCCAAUUUAACCGGACCAUCCUCGCACCGCUCGGCUUCAAAUGCUCCUCCACCCUGGCCGCUCCGACAAACAGCCUGUCCGGAUCGGGUCCUCAGCUGCGGUCGUGCUGGAGGGCAGGAGGUGAUGAUCACGAUCCAGCAGAAGCCAUGGAGAUAGGCCCGGCAACUGAGACUCACAUAAACCUUGGUGUCUGAUCUUCAGCUGUGCCACAAACAUCUGGAGUUCUGUCUGCCGUUUGGUCUGCGUUCACUCUCUCCCACCCUGCGGCCCCUGCAGCGUGGCCUCUACAACCCCCUCCUCUCCUCUUUAUAAUUUCAUCCAAGGGGAUAAAUGAGUGAACCAGUUGUAAAGGAAAGGGCUGGAACAUGUACCAGAACCCUGACAGAAUGUCCUGGUUCAGUGGUCUCCUAGUUGCUAGAGUGGAUGACCGCAAGACUGCGUGGGGUGAACGCAAUGGCAAGAAGUCCAAACGGAAGGGAGGCUCAUCUCUCUGCAGCCCGCGUUACAUGAGCUGUCUGCGGGACCCAGAUGCUAUGGAACCCCCUUCCGGAGCCCCCCUCCAGCAGCACCAUCGUGGAGGGGUGGCCGGGAUUGUGGGAGGCGGGGGAAACUUCGGUGUCCGCUGCGGGUGGCAGGAGGACCACUAUGGCAAAAGGGGAGGGGCUUGCAGUGAAGGGGUGGGUCUGAAAUCGGUCGACUUGGGCUUUGAGGAUGGAGAGUUGAAGGGCAGGAAAGGUGGAUGUAACGGAGGGAGUAGCGACAUGAGCGACGAGGGUCCGAACGGCGCUGGAGGGGUGAUGACGGCUGCGGACUGCUGGCUCAGGGUGGUGCGAGUGUUCCAGUCGAAGAAAUUCCAAUCCCGUAAACUGGAGCGCCUAUACCAGCGUUACUUCUUUAGGCUGAACCAGAGCUCUUUGACAAUGCUCAUGGGGGUCCUUGUGAUUGUGUGCGGCAUCAUGUUGACCUUCCACUGUGUCCAUGCAGCUCCUCACGUGGCCUAUUCUUCUGCCCUGUCGGUGGCAAUGGCGCUCUUCAUGGCUCUCAUGGUGGUGUGCAACCGUAAUGGCUUCCACCAGGACUACAUGUGGAUGGUCAGUUACUUGGUGAUCGGCGUCUUGGUGUCGGUGCAGGUGUUUGGAGUGCUCAUGGUGGCGCCUCGGAGCGCUUCAGAGGGAAUCUGGUGGUCUGUGUUCUUUAUCUACAUCAUCUACACCCUGCUGCCUGUUAGGAUGAGGGCAGCGGUGCUGAGCGGAGCAGUGCUAUCCAUCAUACACGUGGUCACAACCUGGCAGCUCAACCAGGAAGACAAGUUCCUCUGGAAACAGGUCAGCGCUAAUGUCCUCAUCUUCCUGUGCACCAACAUCAUCGGCAUCUGUACCCACUACCCAGCAGAGGUUUCCCAGAGACAGGCCUUCCAGGAGACCAGAGGCUACAUCCAGGCCAGGCUUUAUCUGCAGAGGGAGAACCAGCAGCAGGAACGUCUGUUGCUCUCAGUGUUGCCAAGGCACGUUGCCAUGGAGAUGAAGGCUGACAUCAGUGCCAAGAAGGAAGACAUGAUGUUUCAUAAGAUCUAUAUCCAGAAACACGACAAUGUCAGUAUUCUAUUUGCAGACAUCGAGGGUUUUACCAGCCUGGCGUCUCAGUGCACAGCCCAGGAGCUCGUCAUGACCCUAAAUGAACUCUUCGCCCGUUUCGACAAGCUGGCGUCGGAGAAUCACUGCCUGCGAAUCAAAAUCCUGGGUGAUUGUUACUACUGUGUGUCCGGACUGCCUGAACCCCGGGCUGACCACGCCCACUGCUGCGUGGAGAUGGGCGUCGACAUGAUCGAGGCCAUCUCGUUGGUACGCGAGGUGACGGGGGUCAACGUUAAUAUGCGCGUGGGCAUUCACAGCGGACGCGUGCACUGUGGCGUGCUGGGACUCAGGAAGUGGCAGUUUGACGUGUGGUCAAACGAUGUCACACUGGCCAAUCACAUGGAGGCGGGAGGCAAAGCAGGCCGAAUCCACAUCACCAAGGCCACAUUGCAGUACCUGAAUGGGGACUAUGAGGUGGAGCCAGGUUUUGGAGGAGAGAGGAACGUGUACCUGAAGGAGAACAGCAUCGAGACUUUUCUGGUCCUCGGCUGCAGCCAGAAACGGAAGGACGAGAAGGCGAUAAUGGCGAAGCUGCAGCGGACGAGGGCCAACUCUAAUGAGGGGCUGAUGCCACGCUGGGUUCCUGACAGAACCUUCUCCAGAACCAAAGACUCCAAAGUCUUCAGACAAAUGGGAAUUGACGAGUCAUCCAGUAAAGACAACCGGGGUGUUCAGGAGACCAUGAACCCAGAGGAUGAAGUAGAUGAAUUCCUGGGGAGAGCCAUUGAUGCACGUAGUAUUGACCAGCUCAGAAAAGAUCACGUCAAGAAGUUCCUACUUACCUUCCAAACCUCCAGUCUGGAAAAGAAGUAUUCUAAGAAGGUGGAUGACCGUUUUGGGGGCUACGUAGCCUGUACCCUGCUAGUAUUCUGCUUCAUAUCUUUCAUACAGAUUGUUAUCUUUCCACACACCCCAGUAAUGCUGGGAAUCUACAUCAGUAUCUUCAUCGUACUCGCCAACAUCCUCUUCAUUUGUGCCAUAUACUCUUGCAUUAAGCUCUUUCCAGCUGCAAUGCAAACUGUUUCAAAGAAGAUUGUCCAGUCCCGCACUAACAGCACCUUGGUUGGAGUGUUCUCCAUCAUCCUCGUCUUCAUCUCUGCCUUCAUUAAUAUGUUUGCCUGCGACACCACAGACUUGACGGAAUGCGUCGCUGAGACGAUGAACACGUCUGCAGCCCUGGUGACGCCAUGUCUGAUCCGCAGCCUGAAUGUUUCCAUUGAAGGAGGUCUAGAGAUCUGCCCAAGCCAAGGUCCUUCCUGUCCCUUUCCUGAGAACUGCUGUGAUCUCCUGUUGCUGAUGCGUGUGGUCUCCUGUUGGUGGCAGUAUUUCAGCUACAGCGUGCUGCUGACGCUGCUGGCCUGCUCCGUGUUCCUGCAAAUCAGCAGCAUCGGGAAGCUGGCCCUCAUGCUGUUCAUCCAGCUCACCUUCCUGCUGCUGGUGGAGUGGCCACAGGUAGCACUAUUUGACAACGCAGACCUCUUCGUCACCUCCAACGCCAUUGAUUUAAAUGAAACUAUUGAUCAGUGGUUCGGUUUCAAUGAAACUACAAGCCAGUGCGCAUUUGUUGUGACCAAAGUGUCUCUGCGGGUCAUGACUCCAGUGAUCCUCACCGUCUUCGUCCUUGCGCUGUACCUGCAUGCACAGCAGGUGGAAUCUACGGCACGCCUGGACUUCCUCUGGAAACUACAGGCCACUGAGGAGAAGGAGGAGAUGGAGGAGUUGCAGGCCUACAACCGUCGCCUCCUCCAUAACAUUCUUCCUAAAGACGUAGCUGCUCACUUCUUAGCUCGUGAGCGGCGUAACGACGAGCUGUACUACCAGUCCUGUGAGUGUGUGGCCGUCAUGUUUGCCUCCAUCAGCAACUUCUCCGAGUUCUACGUGGAGCUGGAGGCUAACAACGAGGGAGUGGAGUGUCUCCGGCUGCUCAACGAGAUCAUCGCAGACUUUGACGAAAUCAUCAGCGAAGAGAAGUACAGGCAGCUAGAGAAGAUCAAGACCAUCGGUUCCACCUACAUGGCUGCCUCUGGUCUCAACGACUCCACUUACGACAAAGAGGGACGCACUCAUAUCACUGCACUAGCUGACUACUCCAUGAGACUGAGAGAGCAGAUGAAAUACAUCAACGAGCAUUCAUUCAACAACUUCCAGAUGAAGAUAGGUCUGAACAUCGGGCCAGUGGUAGCAGGGGUCAUUGGAGCACGAAAGCCUCAGUAUGAUAUUUGGGGGAACACAGUUAAUGUGGCCAGUCGCAUGGACAGCACAGGUGUACCUGAUCGUAUACAGGUGACCACAGACCUCCACCAGGUGCUUUCAAACAAAGGCUACAUUCUGGAGUGUCGUGGAGUUGUUAAGGUCAAAGGUAAAGGGGAGAUGACCACCUACUUCCUGAACGAUGGGCCACCCAACAGUUAGCAGCCAGGGCAGCGGCUGACGUCGGGAGGAUCCCCGCUGGAAGGACACAGCACCACUGAGCGAGCGCUCCCAGUGCCAGCCCACCGCUAAGAACUACAAUCGCCAUCACUUGAAUCCCAAGCAAAGAGGGAAACAGGAACUUUUUGGACUCCAGAAAAAGGAAAGUGUUCUCACUGAGAGGAGAAACCUCGUGUCUGACGGCCGUUUUUGGCCGCGGUCAGACGUGGAAGGACGCGUGUUUUUCUCAUGUCUAGCCUCUCUCUCAGGCUUCUUGAAAGAUGCAAAGUCUGUUUAUUUAAAAACAACGCCUUUUAGCCUGUGUUGAAAGAAGAUUAAUGCUGUACAUAAGGCUACUUCCUCAUUUUAAUUUGUGUUCUCUUCAUUUUGUUUCAAAUUUUUUCAGUCAUUUUGAUUUCACAUGGAUUAUGAACAGGUACUCAUGCUUUGUUCUGCAUUAAUUAUUUAUUUCAAUCUCGUUGUUUUGUGCUAAAGGUCCUUUAUGAAAACGUGUGAACACAUACGUGCACAAAUAUCCAGUUUAUUACACGUUUAUAAGUGUGUAUGUACAUGCAUAUUUGUGUGUGUAUGACUAUAUGUAUAAACUGAGGAGGAAUAUAUUGACCAAAGACUAAAGUAUUUACUAAAAGCAAGGCCCGACAUGUUGCCAUGUCCUCGCAGAAGUCAGCAAAUAUCGCCACCUCUAGAUCCAGGCAGAGGGUCUGCCUUUUAAUUUACUGUUUUUGCCCAAACGCCGGCAGUGAAGGUUCUCCAUCACUUCCAUGAAAUAUGUAGAUUUAUUUAUUUUAUUUCAUUUAGGCAGCAGAGAGCAGAUUUUUAACUCUGAAUUAUAAAGCUCCCCGUUAUCCUUUUACCAGAUGAAAUAAUAAAUAAAAACACAUGACUAAAGAUGACCAAGUAUGUUCUUAGAGGGUUAUUACUGAGAUUUAUAGUUUUACCUGUGAGGAGAUGGAUCUUCAUCCUCAUACCUGAGAGGCCGAGCCGCCAGCGGGGCGCUGGUGUCGGCCGUCUCAUCGCCGACUGCAUCUUUUCAGAAAGGUACUUUUUAUUUUUCCGUGCAGGUGGAAAUGAGGGAACAUUGGUGGGUUGUUCCAGCGCGUGCGCGCGGGGGGGGGGGGGGGGGGGGGGGGGGUUCAAUGCAGUCGCAUCACAGCCGGAUUCUUCUGUGAAGAGGAAGUAGAUGAAGGAAAGAGGAAUAUCUAUUGAUUUUGACUGAAUACUGUGCUUUGUGAUCCUGAAGGGGCAUAACUAUUUUCACUGUGAGGUUUUUAUGAUACAACAAAACUGCUUUCUUGCCAAACAUAACUGCUUUUGAGCAUGUCUCAGUGUGGUUUCUUGUUUUCCUUUUUCUUUUUCGGUUUGUUUCAGUGUUGGGUAUCUUGUGUAAAUUCUGUACCCAUCAUUUGUAUAUUAGUAUUAUUAUUAUUAAUAUUAUGAUUAUUAUUAUUGAUUCUGGUUAAUUAUUAUGCUUAACAUGAUGACUCCAUUCCGUUGGAAAAGGAUAAAAGAACAGCACGCUUUGUUGAAAAAAGGCCAGUUUCGAAGGUCGAGCUCGCCGGUACCAACUGAUCGACUGAUUGGUUCUGGUCACAACAAAAGCAUUAAACUCAGAUAAGUGAUCCACUUUUAUUUAAGCACCUGCAGCAGUAACUCUCAAGGACAAGGCGGGAUACGCAGGUCUACGUUUUCUCACCUGCCUCCUAAUUAUUCGUUUAGCUAAAGUAUUGCCUUAAGUUAAAAGCCCGGACAUGAAUAGGAUGUGUGCCUUCAGGUAGAAGAAGAAGGCCUGUCGACAGUAGAUUUCAGGUAUUACUGUUGUGGUGAUCGCUCUUUCUGACUGAGGGGAAUCAGCUCUUCUCUCACACUCUCCCUGGCAGAGGACAGCAGAUCACGUUGGUACCGAGGCCAGCCGGCUACUGGUCUCUCCUGGGCAGUGGCGUGUGAGCUCGGAGGUGUGGUGGGAGCACUAGAGGACAGUGAUCAGCAGCUAUCACCAGCUGUGACCAAUGAGGAGUGAUUCACAGAAACAAAAGUUUAUAGAAUGGACAUGAGUUUAUUAAGAUGUUCAUUGUAUGUAUUCUAUUUCUACUGGCUGUCCAUGGACUUGUGUUGAUUGUUAAAUCUUGGGAUGCUUUUUUAAAUUUAUUUGGUGGAUGGGUGGGCGGGGGGGCUCUUCCGAUACUACUGAACCUGUUUAGCUCAGGCCUGAUUAAUCCUUUAUAUUUUCUUUUGAUUUGCCCGAGUUGGAGGAGGAGUGGUGAGGGGGAUGGUUUUGCUACGAUGAAGGUCAGGAGGAGUAGAGGUCUACGACAACGAGAAAAAUAACAUUACCCCUUGACGAAAAAAAUAAAACUUAAAAAAGUCUC
Molecule: messenger RNA, 6555 nt
Organism: Nothobranchius furzeri (turquoise killifish)
Lineage: Eukaryota; Metazoa; Chordata; Actinopteri; Cyprinodontiformes; Nothobranchiidae
Gene: adcy6a
Product: adenylate cyclase 6a
Biological process (GO): adenylate cyclase-activating G protein-coupled receptor signaling pathway; cAMP biosynthetic process; intracellular signal transduction
Cellular component (GO): plasma membrane
Molecular function (GO): adenylate cyclase activity
Source: RefSeq, a predicted model, not a curated record